This is a messenger RNA of Gavialis gangeticus (Gharial), 5341 nucleotides long. RefSeq names its product bromodomain containing 1 (gene BRD1). Lineage: Eukaryota; Metazoa; Chordata; Crocodylia; Gavialidae. Gene Ontology annotation, molecular function: protein binding. The record is from RefSeq and is a predicted model, not a curated record. The transcript is spliced from 12 exons. Gene Ontology annotation, biological process: regulation of transcription by RNA polymerase II. Bases 3 to 3593 code for a protein of 1196 amino acids. Gene Ontology annotation, cellular component: MOZ/MORF histone acetyltransferase complex.
UUAUGGCUAUAAUUUUAGGUAAUCGUUACCAAAUGAGGAGGAAAGGAAGAUGUCAUCGAGUAUCUGCAGCAAGGCAUUCUUCUUCCCCAUGCAGUAUUAAACACUCCCCAACACGAGAAACCUUGACAUAUGCUCAAGCUCAAAGAAUGGUUGAAAUAGAAAUUGAAGGUCGCCUGCAUAGGAUCAGUAUCUUUGAUCCACUAGAGAUUAUUUUAGAAGAUGAUGUUACUGCCCAGGAAAUGAGUGAAUGCAACAGCAAUAAAGAAAACAGUGAGAGGCCACCAGUUUGUUUGAGAGCCAAACGGCAUAAAAAUAACAAAGUGAAAAAGAAAAAUGAAGCUCUUCCAAGUGCACAUGGUAUACCCACUUCAACAAGUCCCCUUCCAGAACCAAAAGUACGGAUUGUUGAAUACAGUCCACCUUCUGCGCCUCGUAGACCUCCUGUUUAUUAUAAAUUUAUUGAAAAGUCAUCAGAAGAACUUGACAAUGAAGUGGAAUAUGACAUGGAUGAAGAAGAUUAUGCAUGGUUAGAAAUAAUAAAUGAAAAACGAAAAAGUGAUGGAGUGUCAGUCGUGUCACAAAAUAUGUUUGAAUUCCUUAUGGACAGGUUCGAGAAAGAGUCUUAUUGUGAGAACCAAAAACAAGGUGAUCAUCAGUCUUUAAUUGAUGAAGAUGCAGUGUGUUGUAUAUGCAUGGAUGGUGAAUGUCAGAACAGCAAUGUAAUUCUGUUUUGUGAUAUGUGUAAUUUAGCAGUACAUCAGGAGUGCUAUGGGGUGCCAUAUAUACCUGAGGGCCAGUGGCUCUGUAGACACUGUCUGCAGUCCCGUUCUCGGCCUGUAGACUGUGUGCUAUGCCCAAACAAGGGAGGUGCCUUUAAAAAGACUGAUGAUGACCGUUGGGGACAUGUUGUGUGCGCUUUGUGGAUUCCAGAAGUUGGAUUUGCCAAUACAGUUUUUAUUGAGCCAAUUGAUGGUGUCAGGAACAUUCCCCCAGCCAGAUGGAAGUUAACAUGCUACCUCUGUAAACAGAAAGGAGUUGGUGCCUGCAUCCAGUGCCACAAAGCAAACUGCUAUACAGCAUUCCAUGUGACAUGUGCUCAAAAGGCUGGGUUGUAUAUGAAAAUGGAACCUGUGAAAGAACUAACAGGCAGUGGGACAACAUUCUCUGUAAAAAAGACUGCCUAUUGUGAUGUACAUACUCCACCAGGUUGCACACGGAGACCUCUAAACAUUUAUGGCGAAGCUGAAAUGAAAAAUGGCGUGUGUAGAAAAGAGGGAUCAGUCAGAACUGCUAGGUCCACAUCAAAAGUCAGAAAAAAGACAAAAAAGGCCAAGAAAGCAGUGGUUGAACCCUGUACAGUUAUGCCAACAGUAUCUGCUCCUUAUAUUCCCCCUCAGAGAUUAAAUAAAAUUAUGAAUCAGGUGGCCAUUCAACGGAAGAAGCAGUUUGUUGAAAGAGUACACAGUUACUGGUUACUUAAAAGACUGUCUAGGAAUGGAGUUCCUCUGUUGAGAAGGCUGCAGUCCAGCUUACAGUCACAAAGAAACACACAACAGAGAGAAGAUGAUGAGGAAAUGCAAGCUUUAAAGGAGAAAUUAAAAUACUGGCAAAGGCUACGACAUGAUCUUGAAAGAGCCCGUUUGUUGAUUGAACUUAUACGGAAACGUGAAAAAUUAAAAAGAGAACAGGUCAAGGUUGAGCAAGUUGCUAUGGAGCUUCAGCUCACUCCAUUCACUGUACUUCUGCGAUCAGUUCUGGACCAACUGCAAGAAAAGGAUUCUGCUCGCAUAUUUGCUCAGCCAGUGAACCUUAAGGAGGUUCCAGAUUAUUUGGAUCAUAUUAAACAUCCAAUGGAUUUCUCUACAAUGAGGAAACGGUUAGAUGCCCAAGGUUAUAACAACCUGAAUGAGUUUGAAGAAGAUUUUAAUCUCAUUAUAGAUAACUGUAUGAAAUACAAUGCUAAGGAUACAAUAUUCUAUAGAGCUGCAGUGCGAUUAAGAGAUCAAGGAGGUGUUGUUCUGAGGCAAGCUAGGAGAGAUGCUGAGGCAGUUGGUUUUAAUGAUGAAACUGGAAUGCACUUACCUGAGCGACCUAAACUAGAGUCACCUCAGCCAUUCUCUUGGGAAGAUGUGGAUAGGUUACUGAAUCCUGCUAACAGAGUACACAUGUCCUUGGAAGAACAGCUGAGAGAAUUGUUAGAAAAACUUGAUCUUACCUGUGCAAUGAAAUCCAGUGGAUCAAGGAGCAAACGAGCAAAGCUGUUAAAGAAAGAAAUCAGCAUUAUUCGCAACAAACUAAGUCAGCAACACAACCAACCUCCCCAGAUAGAAUCAGGUAUUGGAAGCUUUGAAGAAGAAAGUGCACCAUUAGAACAAGAAGGUGAAGAAGAAGGAGAUAAAUCUCCCCCUAAACUUGAACCAUCAGAUGCAUUACCUCUUCCUUCAAACUUGGAGACUAAUUCAGAACCACCAACCCUCAAACCAGUAGAACUCAAUCCAGAGCAGAGUAAGCUUUACAAAAGAGUAAAAUUUGAUAAUGAAUUAUAUAGUACAUCCAUUCAGAAAGAAAUAAAUGGACACACUCCAGAACACUUACUUGACAGUAAUCUCAAUGAGUCGACUGUUUCUGCUGUAGCUGAGUCAUCAACUGAUGUAAACAGACGUACAUCUGUUCUCUUCUGCAAAUCGAAAAGUAUAAGCCCCCAAAAGUCUGCAAAGAACACUGAAACCCAGCCAACUUCUCCACAGCUAGGGACCAAAACCUUUUUGUCUGUAGUCCUUCCAAGGUUGGAGACACUUCUGCAGCCAAGGAAAAGAUCAAGGAGUGCAUGUGGAGAUUCUGAGGUUGAUGAUGAGUCCCCUGUAAAGCGCUUGGAUACAGGUCUAUCCAACGGUUUUGGAGAUGGAAGUAGAGAGAGAGAGUUAGAUGAUGCUCCAGGAAGAAAAGUUGAACCUCGUCGCCGCUGUGCAUCAGAAUCUAGUAUAUCGUCUAGUAACAGCCUUUUAUGUAAUUCAAGUUUUAGUUUGCCAAAGUGUGGUAAAGGUAAACCAGCACUUAUACGAAGACACACCUUGGAAGACCGAAGUGAAUUGAUUUCGUGCAUUGAAAACGGGAACUACGCAAAAGCAGCAAGGAUUGCAGCUGAAGUUGGACAUAGCAGUAUGUGGAUUUCAACUGAUGCUGCAACAUCUGUGCUUGAGCCACUAAAAGUAGUGUGGGCCAAAUGCAGUGGGUAUCCCUCCUACCCAGCACUGAUUAUUGAUCCUAAAAUGCCUCGUGUUGCUGGUCAUCACAAUGGUGUUACAAUACCAGUGCCACCUUUAGAUGUAUUGAAAAUUGGAGAACAAAUGCAGACCAAAUCAGAUGAGAAGCUCUUCUUAGUUUUGUUUUUUGACAACAAAAGAAGUUGGCAGUGGCUUCCAAAAUCCAAAAUGGUUCCCCUUGGGAUUGAUGAGACCAUAGACAAGUUAAAAAUGAUGGAAGGUCGUAACUCAAGCAUUCGUAAAGCAGUAAGAAUUGCUUUUGAUCGUGCUAUGAAUCAUCUGAGUAGAGUACAUGGAGAACCAGUCAGCGACUUCAGUGAUAUUGACUAACAAAGAUGCUACCAAGGCAUGCUACAGACUUGAACUUUGCUUAAUUAACCUCUUUGUCUAAAAGAAUGUAUUGAAGAUAUAACCCCUUAAUCAUUGAUUCAGUGGCUGAGUUCUGCAAACUUGAAAGAGUUGAGCAGUUCUUCUAAAUCACCAUUGCCAUAUUGAUUAAUGAUUUUAUCAUUGUGUUGUAGUUUGGAGGGUUUUCCACUAAACCUGUUAAUGUCUUGUUCAUAGUGUUCAUAUUUUGUACAUAUAUGUAUAUUCAACACUUAACUUAUUCUGAUUUUUAGGAGUAGCUGUUUAAUUCCUUUUUUUUUUUAAAUUACUGGGGAGGGAGUAGGUUUUCAUUUCCAUGGUUUUACAUUAAACAAAACAUAGUUACCUAAGCACUCUCUUCCAGCUUACAGUGCUUAGUGAAUUUUAAAGUAUAAUAUCAAAAAUGACAUCAAAUAUAUGUUUGCCUAAAUCAUAUAUAUAAUAUGGUGCUGCUUGUAUCAUUUUUCCUUAAUUUGUAGCUUCUGAAAAGACUUCUGAAUGUUUAAUUUUGUGUAAAUCAUUGCUCUUUGCACAAAGUACCACUUAUUUAAGAUUGAUGUAAAUUUACAAUUAAAAAUGUGUAUUUUAAAAAAGAAAAUAACAUUAUUUUGGAGGGUACUUUGUGAGAAAGACAUCAAGAGUAAAAUUAUGCUAUGUACAUCACCUGCAAAUCACCAAAAACACUCCAUUGUUGCCCAAAUAGGUUGUGGGUUUUUCUUUUUUUCUAUUUUCCCUUUUCUGGUUUGUUUUGUUCUUUUAAAUUUUUGGUUACUUUGUUUUAAACAAAUCUGGCUUAAAGCCAUAGAGCACAUUUUCUUUCCAAAUCACAUCCCACCUAUCUCCCAUAGAUUUUAUUUUGUUCAUAUAUGUGCCUCCCUAUAUUUUAUUUAUUGUAGAAAAUGUACUAAUUUUGCUUUAUAAUGAAAAAAAAAUUGACAAAGUAUAUUAUUAUGCAUUUUUAUACAGGCACAUGAGAAGACAACCUGCUUGGGAGAAAAGUGUAUUGGAAAUUGUAUAAAAUGAUUUGAUGGCUUGUGUGUAAUUUUGAUUUUUUGUAACUUGUAAUCUUUUGUUUCCAAUAAGGGGAUAUGUAACUUUUAAUUUAGAACACUUUGGUAGCAAUAGAAACUUUGGAUACAUUUUUGUAUGGUACAUGUGAUGUAUAUAGAAUUAGUACUUUAUUUUUAUUUUUAAGAAGUAAAGCAUUAUGUUUGGGCAGGGGGAAGAAAGAGGGUGGGUUUCCAGAACUGCAAUUUUUAUAUUAAAAAAAAUAAAGUCAAGAUAUUGAUUGUUGUAGCUACUUUAUUCCUACAUUCACUGAAAUACUGAAUUUGUAACAAUGAAAAUGGCAAGGUAUGUUUGCAAUGUGAUUUAUAAUGCCUCCAUUAUUUAUAAAUGCACUGUGUUGAACUUUUUUGCAGUGAUAUCCUAAAUACUGUACCAAGUUAUAUAAUAUGAAACACCAAAUAAUGCAUAUAAAUGCACGAAGUAUUUAUGCCCAGCUUUUUUAUAAUGGAUUAGCAAAUACAGCAAAACCAAUACUUUAAACAUUUUUUUUAAUUUCAUUGAAUAGCAUUCUUCAUUGUAAACCUGCUUGAAUCUUUAUUUUAAAGGGACAGUCAAUUACUUUUUAAAUAGUUUUUAAUGUUUUUAUUCUCUAUUGUUUGUAAUACCCCCUUAGAAGCUUGAAAUAAAAUUUCUUUCUCAACUGA